AUGGCAACCCAAGGCCCAUCCCCCCUCCCUCCAACAACAGUGCACAGCACCCACGCCAUCCCCCAAUCCGCCGCAGCCGACUUCCUAGCGGCCUACCUAGACCGCGCAACAACCGACCCGGCCCUGCAACCAAACGCCAGCAUCAGCGAGCACGGCCCCGUCUCGCGCACAACAGCCGCAGCGCCGAAUCUGAUCCUGCACAACCUGAAGCGCGUGCAAGCCGGGCUGGCGGGCGAGAUCCUAGGCCGGGAUUUGACGGUUGCGAAACAGAAUCCUGGCGAGGAGUACCUGGAUAUUGCGGCGGGGGCGGUGGAUCCAACUACUGCAUCUACACAGCAGAAAGAGGGUGAGAAUGGGGAGGAGGAGGAAGAUUUGACGUGGGAGGAGCCGGCUAUGGAGACGGAGGCGGAGGCGUUUGCGGAGCAGGAGGCGAGGCAGGAUGUUGUUGAUAAGGAGGAGAGGAAGAGGAGGAAGAAGGAGCGGAGGGCUCUGGAGAAGAGGGCUAAGGCAGAUAAUUAA
This is a messenger RNA of Penicillium riverlandense, 519 nucleotides long. RefSeq lists its product as uncharacterized. The record is from RefSeq and is a predicted model, not a curated record. The coding region runs from base 1 to 519 and encodes 172 amino acids. Lineage: Eukaryota; Fungi; Ascomycota; Eurotiomycetes; Eurotiales; Aspergillaceae. The transcript has a single exon.